AUGGAGAUGGCACUUUUUACGCCAGGUUCCAGCUACGAUGUCUCGUCUUCUAAUGGCGGCGGUGUUGGGUCUAGCGGAGAACGGUGCACCUCUCAACAACAACGAAGACUGUCACUGGUGCCGGGCAGAAUGACCUCGGGUCAUGACUCGAAUUCCGGUAAGUCUGGACUCUCUCGUCCAAAUCCUGGCCGAUUAACCGGUCUUGUAACUGCCUCCGGCCAACUUAGCCCUGUGCCUGGAGUCGAACGUCGCCCGUCAACAGGGACGCCUGGACUGUCUCCAGUCACGGCGGCGGCUGCAAUCGCAGCCGCCGCCUCAUGGCAGCCGCGGCCAAUUUGUCUUUUGAACCGGCGCACCCAAAUUCGAGCUCGGACACGACAUCCGAUUUUCAACGAGUCGGCUCAAGUGCAAAUGCCGCGCUCUGUGGCUCUAGAGUCCUGUCCAAACGGACUCCUGCUCGAGUUCACGGUAUGGCAUGUCGAGGAAGUAGAGCCCUUGAGCAAGCCUAGCAACUCUUGGAAAUUUGAUAACACAUCAACAUCUGGUUAG
This is a messenger RNA of Protopolystoma xenopodis, 549 nucleotides long. NCBI's taxonomy places the organism in Eukaryota, Metazoa, Platyhelminthes, Monogenea, Polystomatidea, Polystomatidae. The record is from the annotation of a GenBank genome assembly.